AUGAAGACAACAAAGAUAACAGGAGCACUUUUAUUUCUAAUAGGUUUUAUGUAUAUAAGUGCUAGCUUAAAUAGAGCGCCUGCAUUAGAUAUAGCAGACUCUGAUGAUAGUACUCCAACUCAUGCUCUUCCAGAGAUGGAAAGCGACAGCAGUGAGUCAAACAUAGAAUGCAAAGGAAGGUUACGAGACAAAGGGAAGUUUUUCCAAUUUGAAAAGAAGACACAAAGUAGCACUAAAAUAAGUAAUGAAGAGGGUAGGUCAGCUAGCUCUACUUAUUUUUUUGACAGAGCACUAGAAGAAAAUAGUUACAUUCUUGAGAUGAUGAAGAUAGAUAGGGUGGUUAAUAAAAGGCUUGAUGAGAUGAAAAAAUCAAGGAAGGAUUUUAAGGAGACUGAUAAAAGUCCUGCCCAAGAAAGCGAUGACUCUCAAACACGCGUUGUGAAAAGACAUAAAAUAAGAAAAGAAGAAAAAUGUGAAGAACAAUCCAGUGUUUACAGAGUUACUAAUAAAAUUGUCACAGACAGCGUAAGUGUUCUUGAACAAGAUUCCUCAAUAGGUGCUGCAAAAGAUGAAGAAGAGCGUAGUAGCCCAGAGAAAGAAACUACCAUAGAGCCAGCUAUAGAAAAGAAAGAAGUCUUGCAGGAGGUUAGUCAGAGUGAGACUGAGUACGAGGAAGAUUUAGAUACUUCUAACGAGGACUCUGAGUCUGACAGUAAAGAAGAAGAGUUUCAGGAAAAAGGCAUUGACGUGGAAGGGUUAGAGCCCAUCCCACCAAGAAGACCUGCUCAGACAAAAGAGGGGAAAGUAGCCUCUGUGAUACCAGAUGAAAGAAAGUCUUGCUUUAAAAUGUUCGAAAAGUACAAAAGUAACUUACCAUAUGCCAUAUUUGGUGUUAUACACAAAGACUUGUUCACAUUAAAAGUGACAGAGGAAGAGACAAAUAAUAUUAAGAAAGACAUUUUAUCAGAAGCGAUGUACCUAAAUAUGGAUAAAGGUUUAGAAAUCUCAGAUGAUAUAACAGCAGAAAAUAUACAUAUUGAUAGUAGUUAUAAUCUGAAUUUGAAAGAAAUCCUUCUAUGUGGCAACCACAAUGCGUAUACAGAUGUGCUGAAGAAGAUAUAUGGGAACCUGCUUAAUAAAAUCUGCAGGAUACUCGAUGCAAUGGGCUUAAGUGAGAAUGUAUCAGAUAUAGUUCAAUCUGUGCUCUCUGAUAAUCUUUCCAUGAAUCUAAUGAUAAACACAGAAGUACUAGAGUACAUGUGCCACUACAGUAUAAAAGACACAAAAGAGUACUCUCUGUACUAUAAAUAUCUGCCCAAGGUAAAUAUAUUCAGCACGAAGCUUAACAAACUUAAAUACAAAGAGUGCUGUGCCAUAGCAACAGAAUACAUUAAUGCAAUGAAUACAGGAGAGAUGUAUAUAGAAUCCCGCAAAUCCAAGAAAUUAAGCCAGAUAAAAGUGGAUCCGUGGGAUGUACUCUUGAAUUCUAUAAAUAUACUGGAGAGAAUUAUAAAAACAUUCAAAGACCAAGAGAGUGGCACAGAAGAAAUGGGCUUAUUCUCAAUCAUACACUACUACAUACGCUAUGCAAAUGUGGUUGGCUUUAAAAAGAAGGACCAAAAUGUCAAGGUAUUCAAGAACUUCUUAAGGCUUGCUGUGACUAUAAUGCACUGUAAUAGCCCAACCCUAAAGAGUAUAUACUACAGAGAGUUAUCGAAACUGCUUAGUAUAAUUAACUUGGACGUAGUGCCUUUAUCCUCCCUGAACUCUGCAGUAGAAGGCACAGCCCCAAGCUCUCCAGUAGGAAAAAACCUUGUGUGGAGUGCAAGUAUGCUAGGAAGAGAUGAAAUUUCAUUGGAUGGCAUAACAUACGAAGAAUUGAAAAAGAAGAAAGACACAAUUCAGGUUGUUAUAUCUGGGCUUAUGACCAAUUUCAUUAUACAGUUUACUAGAGAGAUGUACACCGUAUACAUGCCAGAUCUGUGCAACCUCACUGUAAACAGCCUGAAAGACUAUAGGGACCAGAUUUCGCGAUUUAUGCCAAUCUGUGGGGAGCCGCUUCGAAUGAAAAUGGAGUUACUCACAAGUUACGCUUCUAAAAUAUCCAAGUCAUGCUGGGACACAGAGAUGACAAAAAUCUUUAAUGGCCUUGCAAGAGAGAAGAACGUCAAUGUGUCACAAAAUACCUUCUAUCAGAGCGAACUUGAAUACUGUCUCUUCAUGGCAGCCUACUACAAAGGACACCACAGAAGCCUUCAAAAAUGCUUCAAAAGAACGAUAAAUGAGUUGGCAGUACACCUGCAGAAUGUCUAUAUUCUUUCCUUCUGCAUGAACUUUAAUCUGCCGUCUAUUAGCAAGGACAUUGCAGACUUGAGUGCUCCUGAUGUAAGCCACCCUCAAAAUACUUUAGCAGCUUCUAUAUCUAUGCAGGGCGACAAUGCGCUAGAGUGCAGUGCACAGAAGGAUGCACCGCAGACAGAUAAUUCAGAGUGCUCAAACACAGAGGAGUUAACUAGUAGCAAGGCAGACCAGGAAUCAGCCACAGAGAGUGAAGUAUCACUUCAGGAGACCCAGCCAAAUAGUACUCUAGAAAAUAUAUCCAACAUGAAAGCCAAGAAGACCAAAAAGGAUGUUAUAAAUACCAUUGUAAUCAAUAACUACCUCACAGCAUUCUGCCUCCACUUGGCUACCUGCCCAGAGUGCCAUAAAGGCAUAAGUUUAUUGUCCACGAAUAAGAAUAGCAUAGAUUAUAAAGUUGCCGAGCGCAUAGGCAAUAUAUCGUAUUCUUAUUUAUCCACAAAUAAUAUUGCUACAAUGUACUCUAGCAACCUAAAGCUUUCAAAAUCAAAAUACAGCAGGAAUGCUACUCAGAAAGUCUUACAGAGGAUUAAUAUAAAGUGCCCUGCUAAGAUGUCUAAGAAAAAGAAAAACUAA
Messenger RNA from Nematocida ausubeli, 2934 nucleotides. RefSeq lists its product as uncharacterized. The transcript has a single exon. NCBI's taxonomy places the organism in Eukaryota, Fungi, Microsporidia. The record is from RefSeq and is a predicted model, not a curated record. The coding region runs from base 1 to 2934 and encodes 977 amino acids.